AUGGUUUCUAUACAGCAACACAAUAGGUUGUCUACUUCACAAUUAGCGUCUACCGUCAUACCAAAUACCCCUCUGUCAAUUAUUAUUGCUGAAUCAAAGCAGAUCAAAUUGGCCUAUAUUAUUCAUGAUUACUCUUCAUAUUCAGGUGUUUAUUUUCCUUAUAAUAUCCUUGAUAAUGAACCUACAGAUCAAACGUCAAGAUGGUCAAGUGCAGUACAUAAUUACGAACAGUAUAUUAUAGUAAAAUUUGAAGAACCAGUGAUUGCAAAAACUAUUCUUUUCGGUAAAUUUCAUAAAGGACAUGUAUGCAAUCUUAAGGAGUUUAGAAUAUAUGGUGGGAUGGAACCUAAUAGUAUCUGUACUGAAUUAUUACAUGAUGGUUUAAAGAAUAAUGCAGAACCAGAGACCUUUCCAUUAAAAUAUCAGCAUAAUAAUUUGGUAUUUCCAAUUAAAUACCUUAAAAUAGUUCCAUUAUCAGCCUUUGGACCUAAUUUUAACUAUAGUAUUUGGUACAUUGAAAUCCAGGGUAUACGUGAUGAGUUCAUCAUUCAAAGAACCUGCUCAGAAUAUGAAAAUUUUAUAGAAAUUGAAACAACACGCCUAUGUCUAAAGUAUUUACGACAAAAAAAUAUGAUGGAUGCAUUUCACAUCGUAAAAGCUAGAACAAAUAUAGAGUUAGAGGAUCCAAUGAUAACAGCUUUACAUCGUCAUCUUGUGAUUGAAACUAAUUACAAAGCAGCCGAAAAAGUAGUAUUACAUGCCUAUAAACAAAAUAAUAUGUUUGAGCAUUAUGCAAAAGAAUCAGAAUAUAAACCGAAAUGGAGAAAGCUAAAUCCUACUUCCACAAAUUGUAAUGAAUUGCCUUCUGCAAGAGGUGGACAUCAAAUGUGUAUUGAUAUUAAAGAUAAAAAAAUAUAUCUCUUUGGGGGUUGGAAUGGAACUCAAGAUUUAUCUGAUUUUUGGUAUUACGAUAUUAGACAGAAUCAAUGGCAUCUUAUAAGUAUGAAUACAGAAAAUCAGGGAGGGCCUAGUCCUCGUUCUUGUCAUAAAAUUUGCUUUGAUUCAGUUAGUAAAUCAAUCUACGUCCUAGGACGUUAUGUUGAAUCAGAAGAUAUAACUGAUCAAGAGCUUCAUUCUGAUUUUUAUCAAUAUCAUAUAGAAAAUGAUAAAUGGAUUAAAAUUCAUGAUAAUACAGCAAAUGAAGGUGGCCCAGAAUUGCUAUUUGAUCAUCAAAUGUGCAUAGAUACUGAAAAGCAGAUUUUAUACGUAUUUGGUGGUAGAAUUGUUACUAAAAAUCCAAAUAGUUUAAAUUAUGGAGGUUUAUAUGCAUAUAGUCUAGAGUUGAACCGCUGGUUAACUUUGAGGGAUGACGAUAGAGAGGUUAAUAAUCAUAACAAUUCCCUUAAUCAGACAGGACUACCUAAAUCAAGAAUUGGACAUUCAAUGCUAUUCGAUCAGGUGAAUGGACAGCUUUAUAUAUUUGCAGGGCAAAGGGAAAGAGAAUACUUGACAGAUCUUUAUAGAUAUUCAACACAUGAUAAUACAACUACUGAAAUUAUUCAAGACUUUUAUAAAAGCACAGGCUCAGCUCUCGGCUUUACGCAAAGAGCUACUUUAGAUGAAGACCUUCAAGAGAUCUAUGUUUUAUCAGGUUAUACACGCAAUGCAACACAUGAUCUAAUUCGAUAUGAGUUUUCAGUGUAUUCCAUUCAACAAAAUGAAUGGAAAAAGCUCUACCAGAAGGAGAGUCAUCAUGGAGAACGUAUGGAUUACGACAGUCUAAUUGAACCCUGUCCACGAUUUGCUCAUCAAAUGGUUUAUGAUUCACUAACAAAACGACAUUAUAUUUUCGGUGGGAAUCCAGGAGGAGAAAAUCAUCCUAGUCAACGAUUAGAUGAUUUUUGGGAACUUCGGCUUAUAAAGGAUAAUCCAAUUUCUAUAUUAAGAAAAAGUCUUUUCAUGAUUCGUAUGCAAAAAUUAAAAGAAUUAUGUAACUAUGUUGUAACUUCAGAUACGUUAGCAGCAUUAGACUAUUUAAGAAACUACAUUGUUCCUGUUGUAAAUGAAGAUGAUGUAUCAGACUUGAAAGAGUUUCGUCAAAUGUGUACAAAUUUAUGUUUAUUAGAAGCAAUGAUAGAAGACAACGACGAAGAUAUCAAGGAUAUAUUUAUGAAAUCUCAAGAUAUGUUGCAUGCAGAAAGAACUAAACUAUUUGAGAAAUUACUAAUAUACAUUCCUCAACAGAUGAAAGAGCCUUUAGGGAAGUUAACAGAUGUUAUUAAAUUAAUAUAA
Molecule: messenger RNA, 2292 nt
Organism: Cokeromyces recurvatus
Lineage: Eukaryota; Fungi; Mucoromycota; Mucoromycetes; Mucorales; Mucoraceae
Product: Muskelin N-terminus-domain-containing protein
Exons: 11
Coding region: 1-2292 (763 amino acids)
Cellular component (GO): cytoplasm
Molecular function (GO): protein binding
Source: RefSeq, a predicted model, not a curated record